UCUUUAUUUUCUUUAGGUAUUUUCCCAACUGACUGUCUUAACGAGCUGACUCCACCUGCCAGAACGCACCGUUUCGCUCCCUCACUGAGCUGACAACGAAACGCUCUCUUGGCUCAGCCAUUUUCUCAAACGCCUUGACCGCACUCAGUCGUUAGAUCCACCGUUGAAAUGUUACGAAGGUCAAUUUUGGAAUUAUCGUCGCGUCGGAGGAUUCUGAGGACCCAGCGGGUCUCCUUUAUUAUUUCUUCAAGAAAGGAAUUUUCAACUGCAUCCCAGCUUAAUUCAUCCAACAAACCUGGUCCCACGGGCAAGCCACCUGAAUCAAAGGGUAAUUUGUCAACUGUUGUUGUUGGAACUACUGUCAUUGCUGGUGCUGCCCUUUUAGCUUAUCAGAAUGGGUAUUUAGAUCAAUAUAUUAGCCAAGAGAAUGAGAAACAGAAGUCUAUUGAUUUGCCUAAGUUCAGUGAUGAUAAGAACACUUUGAAGAAUGCUCAAAAUUUGGUGGAGCCCAUAGUUCCUUCCCACAGUGACAAAGAGCCUAAAACAUCUGUGGAGCAAGCUUUGCAGAAUGACAAAGAUCCUCAUCAGCCUGGAACAUUUAGUGAAAUACCAGUUGAAAACCAGUCUCAUUUGGAAGAUAGAGGAGAUUUGACACCUGAAGAUGGUACAAUAGCAGUGGAGAAAGACUCAGCGGAAACUAUUAAGAAAGUCAUAGAAUCUGAUAUUCAAGGUUCAAGCCCUCCAAUAUCAUCUGAAGGAAGUAUUCAGAUGGAAAGCCCAGAAUCAAAAACUGUCAAGGAAGUUCAAGUCACUUCAAUAUCUGGCCAGGCGAAUGUAGUUCCUGAUAAAGAUGAGGAGACCAAAAAAUCCGACCUGAAAACAAUGCCACAUCAGCAUAUUAUCACAGAAGACAAAUCCAAGGAUGCUUUGGGCAAAGGGGCCAAAGCACCAGCUUCUCUCCUUGAGGCAUAUCAUCUUAGGGAUGACAUUGAUGAAGGUGCUACAGCCAAGGCGACAGAGGAUUAUAUUAAUGCAAUUGAGGAGCUGAACAAUGAUUAUCUAUCCAAUGAGGGGAAAUUGGUGUUUGAUUUUUUACAAGCAAUUCAUGCUGCUGAAAAAAGGCAAGCUGAACUGGAUGCUCGUAUGUUUGCUGAAGAAAAGAGAGUACUGAAGGAGAAGUAUGAAAAAGAACUGAGGGACUCAAGGGCUAGGGAGCUGAUGAGUACGGAAGAGGCUGCAAUCUUAGAGAAGGAAUUGAAGAGAGAGAGAGCAAAAGCGGCAGCUGCUAUCAAGUCACUGCAAGAGGAGAUGGAGGAGAAACUAAGGCUGGAACUGGAACAGAAGGAAAGUGAAGCAGAGUUGAAGUUGAAACAAGCACAAGAAUUAGGUAAAGUGGAACUAGCUGCAGCAAUCACACGUGAGAAGGCAGCACAGAUUGAGAAAAUGGCAGAAGCAAAUCUUCAUAUAAAUGCAUUGUGCAUGGCAUUUUAUGCUCGAUCAGAAGAGGCUCGUAAGAGUUACUUUGCUCACAAGCUUGCUCUGGGGGCACUUGCUCUAGAGGAUGCACUUUCCAAAGGGUCACCAAUUAAAAAAGAAAUAGAUGCACUAUGCACCUAUCUAGAUGGCAUUGAAAAAGACUCUGUCUUGGAUUUGGUUUUAUCAUCCAUUCCAGAAGAAACUCGAUACCAUGGCACAGAAACACCAUUGCAAUUGAAUCAGAAGUUUGACACCUUGAAAAGGACACUACGACAUUUCAGUCUGAUCCCACCAGGCGGUGGUGGUAUCCUAACACAUUCGUUAUCACAUGUUGCAUCCUGGUUAAAGGUAAAGGAAGUUGGCGAGUCUGGAGACGGGAUUGAAUCUGUGAUUUGUAGAGUUGAAAGUUACUUGUGCGAUGGAAAACUGGCCGAAGCAGCUGAUACUCUUGAACAAGGUGUUCGAGGUAGCCAAGCAGAGGAGAUAGUAGUUGAUUGGGUGAGGCGAGCUAGGAAUAGAGCAAUCACAGAACAAGGUCUAACUUUCCUUCAAUCGUACGCUACUUGCCUUAGCCUUGCUUAAAGUUCUGAGAAAUUUAACUGGAUGCCUGCUUUUUAUAUGGAGUAUAUCUCCAUCUUAUACUAAAUUCAUUGAUUCUGCGGUUAAGCCUACAGAAAUUUCCUAUGGGUUUUCAUAAUUACUUACGAGACAACAAAGAAUAACCAUUUCUUUUCGAAACUUUUUUGACGGGAGAUCUGUAAGAAUUUUCACUGCCCUUUUCCUGAAACUGUGCAGAAUAUCCAAUCAUCUGAAUAAAAUUUUGCUUUCUUACAAAA
Messenger RNA from Mangifera indica (mango), 2312 nucleotides. Its product is annotated as MICOS complex subunit MIC60. Gene Ontology annotation, biological process: cristae formation. The record is from RefSeq and is a predicted model, not a curated record. NCBI's taxonomy places the organism in Eukaryota, Viridiplantae, Streptophyta, Magnoliopsida, Sapindales, Anacardiaceae. Gene Ontology annotation, cellular component: MICOS complex. The transcript is spliced from 12 exons. Bases 169 to 2058 code for a protein of 629 amino acids.